Messenger RNA from Pseudogymnoascus verrucosus, 2411 nucleotides. It is a transcript of the gene GRC3, whose product is annotated as Polynucleotide 5'-hydroxyl-kinase grc3. Gene Ontology annotation, molecular function: polynucleotide 5'-hydroxyl-kinase activity. The transcript is spliced from 5 exons. Gene Ontology annotation, cellular component: nucleus. Bases 207 to 2411 code for a protein of 734 amino acids. The record is from RefSeq and is a predicted model, not a curated record. NCBI's taxonomy places the organism in Eukaryota, Fungi, Ascomycota, Leotiomycetes, Thelebolales, Thelebolaceae. Gene Ontology annotation, biological process: cleavage in ITS2 between 5.8S rRNA and LSU-rRNA of tricistronic rRNA transcript (SSU-rRNA, 5.8S rRNA, LSU-rRNA).
GGGAUUGGGACCGAUUGAGGUUGAGGCUGGUGGUGGUGACCGAGAGCUUUUUUUUUGGCUGAGGUCGGUAAUUUUUGCGAUAAGCCUUGCACUGAUCGAUUGGCGAUAAGAGAAUCCGCGAUUGGCGGCCUUCCAACAACUCUUUUCAACGACGACGACAACUCGGUCGGGAGAAUUUGGAAUUAUUUUCCGACGAGGACGAGAGGAUGUCGUCGAAUAAGAGGAGGAAAUUGAAUACCGAGCCCGAAACGAAGAGCCUAAGCGCCUUCGCCGCCCGCCAACAGCGCAAACUCGCCACAGCAGCAGGCGCAGCAGUCGGCGCCGCAGAAGCAGUCCUCGAAGGCCACGGCCCCGAUGAGCUGAACGGCGCCUCGUUCGUCGAGGCCGGGAAGACUUCUAAAGUGUUUCGGCUUGGGAUUGACGGGCCGGGAGACGCGAAGGCGGAGGAGGGGGAGUUCUCGGAUUCUUCGCCGUAUGAGGGGAGGGAUGAGGGGAGGGUGUCGGGGAAGAAGUCACGUGGGACGAAUACGCCGUCUGAGCAGGUGGUGGUGGAGUUUACGACUGUGAAGGCGAGGGGGGAUCGGAUUGUGCGGGAGAAAAGGGGAGGGGUGAGCGUUAGGAUUGGGCCUGGAGAGCGGGUGGUGGUUCUGGGAGAGUAUCGUCUUGCGGUUCGUAAGGGACGGGCUACGCUGUUGGGGGCUACGUUGUCGCCUGAGAGCACGAAGGUGUUUGUGGAUGUGUAUGCCGCUUCUUCGCACUCGUUGCCUGUUAUAAGGUAUUUGGAGUCGGAGGAUAAUGAGGUUAUUAUCAGUUUGGGUCAGCUUAAGUCUGGGCUGAGACCGCUGAAGAAGCUUUCGCCGCUGUUUUCUAGGUUGUGGAAUGAAAGCGCGACGAUAUUGGAUGGUGAUGUGGGCUCAGAUGAAAGGAGUUCUUUUCAAAUUCUGUUCUCUACUGCAGAUGGCCCGCGGAAGAUACCCCUUCACAAAGUCUACUCACCACCAGAAUGGAACGAAACCUUCGCAGCAGUAUCUUCUAGCAAGUGGAACCGCGAAAGCGUAUCAAGCACGAUGAUCUGCGGCCCAAAAUCAUCUGGGAAAUCUACAUUUGCCAAGCUCCUCGUCAACCGCCUAUUGACCUUACCACCACCACCCAAGUCCCGGUCAAAAAGGCCAGCUGGUGUAUUACUCCUUGACCUCGACCCAGGACAACCAGAGUACUCGCCUCCAGGACAACUCUCUCUAGUCCACCUCCUAAAACCGAACUUUGGACCACCAUAUACACAUCCCGACGCCGACAGCGGCGGCUGCACCGUUAUACAAGCCCAUUCCGUCUGCGCCAUAUCACCAUCAGCCGACUCGGAUCAUUACAUGGCGUGCGUGUCCGAUCUACUCAGCCAUUAUCGGCACUACAUAUCUUCACACGCAGAGUGCCCCCUGAUAAUCAACACGCCUGGAUGGAUUCUCGGGACAGGCCUCGAACUACUCAUCGAGCUUAUCAAAAAGGCGAAGCCUACUGUUGUCAUAUACAUGUCCACCGAAGGACCUGUAGAUGUUGUCAAGAGCCUGCGAGAAGAGGCGAGGCAAACUCCAGUUAUCGAGUUGCCAUCGCAGAUCAGCGAGUAUACGACUCGGACCGCAGCGCAGCUGAGGAUCAUGCAGACGAUGUCGUACUUCCAUCUAAAUAGGAAGGAUACUACGGCGCCGUGGAACUGGAGCCCGUUGACAUCAAUGCCGCCUUGGAUGGUUAAAUACUCUGGGCCUGGUUCGGGAAUACUGGGUGUUAUGUGUAUUGGGGAGCAGCCGGCGCCGCAGUUCCUUCACGAUGCUAUCAACGGGAGCGUAGUCGCUGUGGUUGUGAUAGACGACGAGCUUGCCCUCCGUAGUCCUCAGGAAGGGGAAGCAGAAAAUGGGGAUCGCCUCUCAUCGGACAUCUCUCCAAUGGUCACAGCCAACACGGCAAAUGGACACUUACCCUACCUCGAACCUGGACCUAACGGCUACCCCGACCCCAAGCAUAGCCACUCAAUCGGCUUCGCCCUAGUUCGCGGCAUCUCCACCACCUCCAACUCUCUCCAGCUCCUCACAGCCAUCCCCCACAGGACCAUCAGAGAACUAGCCAUCUCCGAGAAAUCAAUCGUCCUCGUGAGUGGCAAGCUCGAGACGCCGGGAUGGGCGUAUACGGAGGAGUUACAUCAGAAGGCGGUGGUGGCGCUGAAUCGGAGGAAGAAAGAGAUUGGUGGGCUGGUGGAUGAUGGGGAGUCUGAUGAGGAGGUGGAGGGGGAUGGGGAGUAUAUGGGGGAGUUUGAGAAUGCGCCGUGGGUUGAGAGGUUGGAGGGGCAUAGGGGGAGGGGGGUGGGGGAGAGGGUGUGGAAGGUUAGGAGGGAUUUGGGGAGGGGUGGUGAUGGUGGUUGA